GUAGGUACCUAGCAAGAAGUGUACUGCCCAUUUGCCCAUUUCGGGAACACCCUCGUCUUCUUCGACCAUUCCCGCUUCUCCCUGCCUCUUCUCGAUAUCCAAUCCACUCUAUUUUCCUUCUUCGUCCACAGGAACAAUAGCUUGUUGAGCCUUCGAUCGCCGUUCCGUCAUUUUCCCUGUAUUUCUUGCACCUUGCACGGCCCCCUCACAGUCCACCGGCACAGCUUUUUGAUCAGAUUAAUUCCUCUCGAUAGAGGGGAAACUGGUCGCCGCUAACGUGGGCGUAUUUCCAUUUUGGCGCUCAAUUCCGUCGAACUCCACUUCUCUUAAGCGCCGCCGCCGUGACAAGGUACCCGGCUUACCCCCCCUAGUAUUGUAGCAUCCAUAUUCGAGUAGAUCCUCCUCUGGUUUCUAAGCUAAGUUCUUAGGAAAUCAAUUGAGAAUCAUAUUUGCUAUUUUCAAUACCACACAUACACAUACACACACGCACAUCGAGCUUCGUUAGUCGUCGCGAGUUAUCGCGUGAAACUGUCGCAGAGAGUCGAUCUAAAGAGACUGAUCGCGUUCGGUCGCGAGGCUAUCGCUCGAUCGGUCCCGGAUUGUCACGCGGUGUAGUCGCGGUCGCAGUCGCAUAGGAAGAAUAUGGUCGUUCUCUGACGACCUUCUAUCAGGAGCUACGCAGUUCUCAUGUUAUACGUCGAUUAAAUAUAUACCAGCCCCGAGUCGCCCAUCUAUUUCUCAGCUAUGACCAUGAGUGGGGGAUUCACAGUCUCGCCCGCGUCGCUCGACCUUCGCGAUCACGUAAAGGAUCGGGCGCAACAACCCCGCCGCGACAUCUCCAAUAACUACAGCUACAAUUACAACAACUACAAUCCUAACCAGAAAGGUCCCACGACACCUAUUGAAUCUCAUUUGCUAUCGCCGUAUUCUUCUCAUGUUCGAAGCAACUCUGCCUCUCCCACAAACAAUUUCAAUACCCCCGCGGACUCUGUCUCCACCGAUAUCUACCAGUCGAGUGACCUCGGUAGCGAGUUUGAUGACGCUCUUCUUUCAGUUGACUUUAACAACUUGGACAGUGGAAUGCCUCAUUUCCUUGAGGACUUCGACAACACACAGAACUCUUUUGGUCCUCAUACAACGAACCAGGAUAAUGGUAACGUCGAUACUCAGUAUCCAUUGAGUCCCCAUCAGACGCCCUCCAUCCAAUCGACAUCGGCUUUUGAUAGUAACGCAGAGGCCGGUGUUGACUCUAAUGCCCCGGCCGAACCUCAGUAUUUCUCAAACGAGGCUCGUCCUUCCACAAAUUCUGUUGAUUCAAACCAGUCUGCACCUCAGCUCACACCUGAUACCAACGGUGAUAGCUUUUCAAGCGACGAUAACCCCAUACCGACCGCACUUGCCAUGGCUACUCGAAGCCCUCGCGUGACUGUUUCCAUGUGGAAUCAGGGUAAGGAGGCCCCAAUACAGGGCGUUGAGAGGCCACUCAACGUGGAAAUGGAAGCCCCAUCUACUACGCAUGCUUCAUAUAGUUUGGCCGGUGACCUAGCUGGUGAAGUCACCCACGAAAACCAACCGGCCGUAUUUCGAGAUGCACAUGGUAACUGGUUACCACACUCCACUGCGGGGUAUCGAGGUCUCGCCCCUGGAAACCGUCCUUCCGAAGAGGUACCGAGCCCAAAUCAACAAGCUGCCCGCAGAGAACGCGAUGAGAAGAAUAAGGAGGUUUUCGAGUGGGUUUCUCGGUCGACUGGCGAUCGGAAUGAUUUUUCUGGUGGCUCCGACAGCUCCUCUAACAGGGUUGCUAGCGGGCAGAGUUCGGAGAACGACAACAUACCUGACGCCGAGAUUCCUCUAGGGAAUACAACUGAAAAUAGGCAUCUCCCGGGACAGACGUACCUAAACGUGGAUGGAUCGGGCGGACCUCUUACACACACCGACUUUGACAUAAUGCGACAGAUAUCAACUUGGGGGGAUGCGCCGGCUAUUCAUGCUAUCCAGUCCGAUCGCAAAUACCAGCCGGAAACGUCGCAAGCGGCUAUAGAAAAGUUCAAUCGUCAAUGCCAAGAUAACGAUUCGAUCGUAUCGAGAGCAGCUACCUGGGGAACCCGCCGGCGGAGUUUGCCUAGUAUUGUGGACAUGGAAGGAAUUAUUAGUGGCAACUUCUUAAAGAAAUUGUCCAUUAGUGGUCACUCCCGUCGACCUAGUUUCAUGAAGAGAAUCCCUAGCCUUGUACGUAAACCUAGUGGUAGCCAAAUCCGGAAGCGCAAGGGGAGCAAUGCCAGCGAGAUACCGCAGGAUGAUUCCGAGGACCAAGAGCGCCGAGAGUCUAAAGACACCUUGGCUCCGCCGUCACGUACUUCUAGCUGGGGAAUUAGUAGCAUUACUAAGAAACCAACACCCAGUCUUAACACGGCUUUGGUUGGAAUGGCCACUGGAGCCGCCUCUAUCGGUACUACUCAUGCCCGAAGCGGCUCAAUCAGCGCAAUGUCGAUGACCUCUCCGAAGAGCCCAUUCGGAUCCCUCAAUGUACCGCCUGUCAAAAACGCCCUCAGGAGACAAAGGAGCAAGACAGAGCUUCCAAAGGGUUCCAAUUUCGAGGCCCUCUCACACCCGCACUUAGUCGGAAUGCUAAAGAGACAAGGCGGCCCACCUGUUGCUUCGUUAGCAAGAACCCAGCCAGCACCAGAGCAGGAUGAAGAUGACGACGACGAUGAAGAAGGUUUUGACGAAGCGGAUAUAAAGCCCGAACCAAACAAAUUGAAGCCCAUAGAACCAACCCUUGCUGGCUUCCGGGAACACAUCCACAACUUGAAUCCUUUACUACCGAGUGAGAACUCCUGGUUAGUUGAGCGUAUUGCGCAUCAAAUGUUAGCGCGCUACAAACAACUCCAGACUGCCAAAAUUAGGCAUCUACAAGUUAUCAAUCAACAGAGCUGCUCUAGUGGCACUAUGUGCCUCGCGAUGGGCGGAUCCGCUAUUCCCCUUGAUAGUAAAGGAGGCGAGCGAGGCUUUGAUCCAUUGUCGGCUCGACCGGAUUCUUCCGACGGUGAUGCUGCACCACUCGAGGGUGGUAUCAAUUCGGAAAGUUUCCCUCCGGGUAUUCCCAUGCCCCCGACAAUGUCUCUCCCGGCGGAAUUCGAGUGUCGGCUGUGCUUUGCCAGUAAGAAAUUCCAAAAGCCUUCCGAUUGGACUAAACAUGUCCAUGAGGAUGUUCAACCAUUCACGUGUACCUGGGAGAGGUGUCGUGACCCCAAGAUGUUUAAGAGAAAAGCCGAUUGGGUUCGACAUGAAAAUGAAGGGCAUCGUCACCUCGAGUGGUGGAUUUGUGAUGUUGAGGAUUGUCGCCAUGUCUGCUACAGGCGCGACAACUUUUUACAACAUCUUGUUCGCGAGCACAAGUAUACGGAACCGAAGAUUAAGACGAAAGCAGCCAUCAAGAAGGCUGGUAACGCUGACCGUACGUGGUUGAAGGUGGAGCAAUGUCACGUUGAGACGCUAGCUAAGCCAUCGGAUGAGCCUUGCCGAUUUUGUCGUAAAACAUUCCCAACAUGGAAGAAGCUUACGGUCCACUUAGCAAAACAUAUGGAACAUAUUAGCCUCCCUGUGCUGGAAGUAGUUGAUAGGAAGGAGGUCGACGCAGAUACACUCAUCAGCCCCAUACAAGAUCCUCCCCGACCCAGCUUCCCAAUCCCCCCAGUCAAACAGGAGCCCCAGCCGUUCACUUCUCAGAGCGUUAAUACAACGCCUAAUACUAUCCCAAUGGAGUACGCUCCUAAUAACCUUACGUAUGGUUCUACUCAGGUUCCACUCCAAAAUCCUUAUUAUGCGCAACAUCAAAUGACUCAGUCAUAUGCCGAGAUGUCUUCUAACCGAGGACAUCCUUUAAUGAUGCCGCCGACUUAUAAUAACCCUCAAUCUCAAUAUCAUGCAUUACCUGUCACUUCAGCGCCGUCUUACGGCUCAUCUACGAAUGCAUACAUGAAUCUACAACCUCAACCCCAACCCCAACCUCAAUCCCAGCAGGAAGGACUAGAGCCAUUCCCUCAGUUCGAGAUGAACCCACUAGGAAUACAGGAUUCUACUGGAUCUCUGGGCUAUGAAAACUUCGCUCCGGGUGGCAUGCAACCCGUCGAGCAAUACGGUAGUCACCCGGGUUCGGUUUCACCCUAUAAUCACUCACCUCACCAAGGCCAUGGAAGCUUUUACAGCUAAUAAACGACGAUUCACUACUCUACUCUACUUUGCGGUUUACGUUUGCGAUUCCUCAUUAUGACAGAUACCCCCUCGAGCUGGAGUUUUGUAGGAUAACCU
Hypoxylon trugodes is the source of this 4311-nucleotide messenger RNA. RefSeq lists its product as uncharacterized. The record is from RefSeq and is a predicted model, not a curated record. The transcript has a single exon. Lineage: Eukaryota; Fungi; Ascomycota; Sordariomycetes; Xylariales; Hypoxylaceae. Bases 745 to 4212 code for a protein of 1155 amino acids.